Messenger RNA from Fukomys damarensis (Damara mole-rat), 2240 nucleotides. It is a transcript of the gene Wrap53, whose product is annotated as WD repeat containing antisense to TP53. The record is from RefSeq and is a predicted model, not a curated record. Lineage: Eukaryota; Metazoa; Chordata; Mammalia; Rodentia; Bathyergidae. Gene Ontology annotation, cellular component: Cajal body. Bases 618 to 2240 code for a protein of 540 amino acids. Gene Ontology annotation, biological process: Cajal body organization. Gene Ontology annotation, molecular function: RNA binding; protein binding. The transcript is spliced from 10 exons.
AUUAUUCAUUGUUAUGUUCUCCAACGCCUAGAUGGGAGAGUAAAAGCUUAAUUGAUAAUUAAUAUUUAUUCAAUGAAUGAAUGAAGACAACCCUGAGGACUUUCGCGAGGGAGAUGCAGAAGUGUAAAACCUAUGAAAACUAUGCGCCCUCUGCAGGCGAGGGUGGGUAGCUCCUCUAAGGAUUACCGUGGGAGACUGUCGGAUGCUUUCACUUAGGUAAAGCAUUCAGACAACUCCAAGCAUCCUCUAGGAGCCCCCAGGGUAAAACUAACUUGUUACUUCGCUUCCCAACCCUUUUUGCGUUGCCGGCGAAAUCUUAUCCGGGUUGCGGAGGUCCAAUCGGAAGGAGGGCCCAAAUCCCGCGAGAACAAGUGGCGAGUAGCGCUCCACAGAAAGCGGUGCUUUCGGUUUGGUAUCCCCUCUGUGUGCCUGGCUUCUUGAGGGCCUGAUGCCUCACCCCAGAAGGGGAAGAAAGGCACUGUGGACUUUUCCAAUUUUGCGUCCGGAUUUCUGAAAACUUCGGAGCCGUCCCGGCCGUUCCGCGGACUGGGCAGCCAGUACCCGCGGAAAGUGGGUUGCCCAGCUGGGGCCAGUGGCUGGCGCGCUUCCUCUGCACUAUGAAGAUGUCGGAGGAGCGACUUUUAUCGCCGGACAGGCUUUCUUCAUACCAGGCCCCAGCUCCAGCCUGUCCUUUUCCUCAGGAUUCCCUGAUAGACAAAAAUACAGACCCUGAACUGAUCCCACCUUCACCCAAUGGGGAUGAUCCACCCCCAACGUCGCCGGAUCCCGUCGCUGGGCCAACUGUGUCUCAGGAGCUGGGGGAGGCGGGCCCAGCUUCUCCCUCCGCUUCCCUGGAAGCAAAGUGUGAUACUGCCAGGGACUCGAGUCCUCGAAUCGGGGAGCAAGAACUUUCUGAAAAUGCAAGCCUGCCUACAGAAGAAACGAAUGGCCCCGAGUUGGGCGCUGGAGAAGCUGUGGAAAAUAUGUCUGAGGAACCCGCUCCAGAGGGUGAGGGAGACAACAUUUGGAGCUACAGCUUCUCCCAGCUACCGCGAUUUCUUAGUGGUUCCUGGUCCGAAUUCAGUGCCCAACCUGAGAACUUCUUGAAGGGCUGUAAGUGGGCCCCGGAUGGUUCCUGCAUCUUGACCAGUAGUGCUGAUAACAUCCUGAGGAUUUAUAAUCUGCCCCCGGAGCUGUACAGUGAUGGGGAGCAAGUGGAAUGCACAGAAAUGGUCCCUGUCCUUCGAAUGGUGGAGGGUGAUACCAUCUACGAUUACUGCUGGUAUUCUCUGAUGUCCUCAUCCCAGCCAGAUACCUCCUACGUGGCCAGCAGCAGCCGGGAGAACCCAAUUCACAUCUGGGACGCCUUCACUGGAGAGCUCCGAGCUUCUUUUCGUGCCUACAAUCACCUGGAUGAGCUGACAGCAGCCCAUUCACUCUGCUUCUCCCCGGAUGGCUCCCAGCUCUUCUGUGGCUUCAACAGGACUGUGCGUGUGUUCUCUACAUCCCGGCCUGGCCGAGACUGUGAUGUGCGAGCCACCUUUGCAAAAAAGCAAGGCCAGAGUGGCAUCAUCUCCUGCAUAGCCUUCAGUCCCACCCAGCCCCUCUAUGCCUGUGGCUCCUACAGUCGUUCCCUGGGCCUGUAUGCCUGGGAUGAUGGCUCCCCUCUUGCCUUGCUGAGUGGGCACCGAGGGGGCAUCACCCAUGUGUGCUUUCAUCCUGAUGGCAACCGCUUCUUCUCAGGAGCCCGAAAGGAUGCCGAACUUUUGUGUUGGGAUCUCCGUCAGCCCAGUCACCCACUGUGGUCCCUGAGUCGGGAGGUGACCACUAAUCAACGCAUCUACUUUGAUUUGGACCCGAGCGGGCAGUUCCUAGUGAGUGGCAGCACCAGCGGGGCUGUCUCUGUGUGGGACAUCAGCGAGGCUGACAGCAAUGGGAAGCCAGAGCCAGUCCUGAGUUUUCUGCCGCAGAAGGAUUGCACCAAUGGAGUGAGCCUUCAUCCUAGUCUGCCUCUGCUAGCUACUGCCUCUGGUCAGCGUGUGUUUCCAGAGCCCACUGAAAGUGGGGAUGAAGAGGAGCAAGUGCUAGACCUUCCCCUGCUCUCCCUGCGCCAUGUCCACCUUGAGUAUCGGCUUCAGCUCUGGUGGUGUGUGGGGGAUCCAGACCCCAGUAACCCUGAUGACCACCAGGGUGAGACCAGACGAGGAGGGAUAGAGGGAGGUGGGGGUGAGCUUAUAUAA